UUGAAAAAGAUAGAGUUUAUUUACUUUUUUCCAACAUUCAACUGAAAAACUGAUUGACUACAAAUCAAAAACUUAAACUAGAAUACUCAAAUUAUAAUUUGAUUAGUUCCAUUGUCUUCAGACAAGUAGACUAAAUAUAGCUAAAUCUUAUGCACAUUUCUUCAGAAGGAAAUUGUGUUCAGUAUGGCUUACUCUCAGGUAUACAAUGGAAAGCAUCUUUACUAUUCCUUUUUUUCUUAGCAAUAGUUACCUUGUUUCCCAUUUUUCAUGUCUCUGGAGCAAACAUGAGUUAUAAUUCUGCAGAUCAAUCAGUCAGUCCAUCAGCUUAUUAUAGUCCUAGACCAGUACAAGCAAUGUGUCCAUGAGUGCUCUGUGAGUGCUUAUAAAUCUAUCUUAAAAGAUAGUAAAUAAAAUUUAAGAUAAAGUUAAAAUACAUUUAUAAAACAACCUGACUAGAAUCUGUGAGUGAAGUCCAAAAAGAGCAAUCUAUGUCUAGGUUAUAAAGUAGUAUCGAAAAUUAUAUAAAAUGUGAUAACAUCUAAAAUUACAAAAAGGUGAUAGUAUCUAAAGAUUAAGUAAAAUGUGAUAAUAUGUAAAGUUACCCCCAAAAAUGAUAAUAUUUUAGAUUACAUAGAAUACAUCUGUCUAGUGGAAACUUGACCCUUCAAGGUCCGGCAAAUCUUCCAUGCAGCUGCACAAAACCUAGCCACCUGCACUGUAAUAAAAGGCCGCUCAUUUAUGAGCAGCAUCCAGGCACAGGGCAAGUCUGAAUAAGCACAUCUAACUUCUGACUGAGUAUUUUUAUACAGGAACAACUUAUUUCAUCUAAAAACUGACCUUCUUCAGAAAUUAUGAACAAAUUAGAGCCUUAAUAUAGAAUGCUAGAUCUUCUGUUUGUUCACAGUCCUUUGUUGUCUUAUUCUCCAAAAAUGUUCAAAGUAUGAGUUGUAUAUCUAAAGAAAACUAAUAUUUUUAAGUGGCAGAAGCCUAUGAGGAAAUCCUCCCAGAAGAAAAAGAAGAAAGAGUUCCAAUUAUCAUUUCUAGGAAAGAAGAGAUUCUGCCUUCCAAAGGUACAUACUCUCUUCAAAGAAUACCUAAAGCAACAAUCACCAAACCAUUGAAAAUGUUCCAUUAUUUUAUUUGUUCAGUUUGAUGCUGCCAUUUGCAUUUUAUGUUUUAUAAAUUCUUACAAGAAUUAAUUUUAUUUAAAGUGUCUAAGGUAUCCAGAAAAGGAAUGGCAGAAGAGAAGAUACCUGUUGCAAAAAUUGAAAAACCAGAGACAAUUUCUAUAUAUAAAAAAGCAGAAUCCACUGCUGAAAUUAAAACAAUACAACCUCAAAUAUCAGAAGAGAAGAAAACUGUUGCUAAACCUCCCAAACCAGAAUCCGUCAUUAUACCUAAACCAGCAGAACCUCAGGUACCAGAACAGAAGAUAACAGUUUCCACAUCUAGAAAACAAGAACCUACUGAGCUGCUAGAAGUAGUAGAGACAGUGCCAGAAAAGAAGGUAGCCAUUGAUAAGCCUAGAAAAACCCAAAUUGUAGAACUAGAAGCUCCGGAAGAAACAACUGAACCUCAGUUGUCAAAAAGGAAAAUAGCAGUUACUAAACCUAAAAAAGCUGAGCCCCUUACAGUGCAGAAAAUGGUAGAGCCUCAGGUGUCUCAACAGAAAAUAACUAUCACAAAACCUAGGAAACCAGAGCAUAUUGGGGUUCCUGAAAUACUCAAGGUUGAAGCGGAAGAACAGAAGGAAACCAAACCAGAACAUGCAGUGAUACCUGAAACUAUAGAAUGUAUACCAGGAAAAAAGGUACUAAUUACUAAACCUAAAAAACCAGAGAGGAUUACAGUAGAGAAAACUGUGGAAUCUAAACAGAAGUUUGUGGCUGCCAGAGUGAGAAAACCAGAAUCCGCAGUGGUACCAGAAGCAAUAGAGUUCGAGGAAGAGGAAGAGGAAGAGGAAGAAGAAGAAGAAGAAGAAGAAGAAGAAGACUGUUGUUAAACCCCACAAACCAGAACAUAUAGUGAUACAUGAAAGAGUCGAACCUCAAGUACCUGAAAAGAAAAAAACUAUUGU
Messenger RNA from Python bivittatus (Burmese python), 2077 nucleotides. The record is from RefSeq and is a predicted model, not a curated record. NCBI's taxonomy places the organism in Eukaryota, Metazoa, Chordata, Lepidosauria, Squamata, Pythonidae.